AUGGAGUUCCUCUGUCGACACCUCGUCCGUUGUUGUAUCCGUCCUCGAGGUCGUGAUCCUACCCACUGGGACCGAGUAGGUCUCUACAGUGACGAGGAGGACGGGCGGGAGACGGAGGUUAUAAUGCCUCUUUACACCUUCGCCCAACCACAGCCGCAGACAGCGGUGAAAUUGGAUCUCGCUUCAGCCGGUCAGUUUGCAGUGAUUGUGAAGAACAGUACGCGUCUAUGUGGUAGUGGAGCAGCCCGAGCCACUGCCCCAAUUGUGCAAGACAAGGCCUACUUUGAGGUGAAAUUGCAGUCAGCGGGCAUGUGGGCUGUUGGUCUGUGUCACCCUAAGGCCAAUCUGAACGUGGCAGAUGACGUCCGAAGACAGAAUUCGACAUGGGUUCUAUUCCAUGACGGCAUCAUCUACCACGACUCCAUCCCUCUUAUGGAAUUGGAGUCACAUGGAGGAACCUCACCAGCAUUAGAGGAAGGCGAUGUUCUGGGUGUUUUCUAUGACCACACUGAACUUCGAUUCGCCAUUAAUGGAGUGCCACAGUACUUCCUCGAUCACGGGCUUCGAUGUACCGGGGUAACAAGCGUUCGAGGCACCGUCUAUCCUCUGUUGGCUGCUGACGAAGGCGCAGUUCUGGACGUUCGCUUCACCAGCUUCCAGUAUCCACCCAGGGAGGGAGGAUAUACAGAAAUCCGGUUGGAGCAGAACAUUCUGUAA
Molecule: messenger RNA, 717 nt
Organism: Hydatigera taeniaeformis
Lineage: Eukaryota; Metazoa; Platyhelminthes; Cestoda; Cyclophyllidea; Taeniidae
Source: the annotation of a GenBank genome assembly